Molecule: messenger RNA, 4429 nt
Organism: Cygnus olor (mute swan)
Lineage: Eukaryota; Metazoa; Chordata; Aves; Anseriformes; Anatidae
Gene: VKORC1L1
Product: vitamin K epoxide reductase complex subunit 1 like 1
Exons: 3
Coding region: 54-584 (176 amino acids)
Biological process (GO): peptidyl-glutamic acid carboxylation; vitamin K metabolic process
Molecular function (GO): vitamin-K-epoxide reductase (warfarin-sensitive) activity
Source: RefSeq, a predicted model, not a curated record
GGGCGGCGGCGGGCGCGCGGCGCGGGCCGAGGAGGAGGGAGGGCGGGGGUAAGAUGGCGGCGCCCGUCCUGCUGCGAGUGUCGGUGCCGCGCUGGGAGCGGGUGGCCCGCUCGGCCGUGUGCGCCGCCGGCAUCCUGCUGUCCCUCUACGCCUGCCACCUGGAGCGGGAGAAGGGCCGCGACCUCCGCUACCAGGCCCUGUGCGACCUCAGCGAGAGGGUUCGCUGCUCCGCCGCCAUCACGUCCAGAUGGGGUCGAGGAUUUGGUCUGCUGGGUUCCAUCUUCGGAAAGGACAGUGCAAUAAAUCAGUCAAACAGUGUUUUUGGACUUGUGUUUUAUAUACUACAAAUGUUACUUGGUAUGACAGCAAGUGCAGUAGCAGCUCUAAUCCUCAUGACAUCCUCCAUAGUGUCUGUAGUAGGGUCAUUGUACUUGGCGUACAUUCUGUACUUCGUGCUGAAGGAAUUUUGCAUUGUCUGCGUCAUCACAUAUUUGCUGAACUUCAUUCUCUUUAUCAUCAACUACAAACGACUAGUUUAUUUGAACGAGGCCUGGAAACGGCAACUCCAACCCAAACAGGAAUAACGCCUGUUUGAACUUUUGACUGACAGUCUGAAGACCCAACUUCCAUUAAGUUUAUUUUGCAGUAAUUUUUUAUUCUCCAUAUCAGACACUUUCCUUGAGAAUCAUAACUGAAUUUUUAAUUAUAAAUUGGAAGGGGCCCUACAUAAUUUUUUGUGGUAAUCUUCAAUUUAAAUGUGGUUAUGAAAGAAAGCUCUAAUACAAUCAAAGACAAGCUUUAACUUUACUUUGAAGGAGUUCUAGCCACAGCAAAACCUAGACUCUCCUCCCCCUCCACUUGUAAAGUGGGUAACACUUGCUAUAAAAUAUCCUGUAUAUAAAUUCAGGUAUAACAAGAUGUGAUCAUGACAUUAAAUAUUCUAGAAUAGCAUUACAAUAUUUAAUGUUGCCAUGUUUACAGUAUGUGUAUUACAUUUUAUUUUUUUUUAGCUCAUGGACUUAGAUUUAACUAGGACUUAUACUGUAAAUAAAAUUAGAAAUAUUGGUUUCUUCCCUGGAAAACUCCCUGUACAAUCAGUUUUGUUAGCCUAGGAGCUUUCGGAGUGUUCAGCUAACAGUCGACUGACGUGAUGGAAGAAGUGACCUCUGUAGAGAACACCGUGUUGCUGCACUCGCUGCUAGCGCUUUCACGAAAAUGAUGGUUGGGUUUUGUUCCAUUUUUCUUGUUUCCAGUAUUGAGAAUGGAAUUAAAGCUGAAACCUGAAGUAUGUUCGUUUAAACCACAAUUUCAUUAAUUUCUGUACAGAAUGAAAACAGCUUAAUGUGGUCAAUAGAAGGUUACCACCGGAAUGCUAUUUACAGACUGGGGGUUGGGGUAUCAAAGAGCGCCCUUUGGAAGGACUUUAUUUCCAGGUAGUGCUGUUUCGUUUUAAACUGCAGUCAGACAGGCAGCGUUACUAAUGUUUGAUGUUACAUGAGUGCUGCAGUAUAGGAUUGCAAUUUGCAGUGGAAACCACUGACUGAGCGGGAUAACCAAGUAGUGCACUGAAUAAGCAGAUACUGAAUUGAUCUUCGUCAGGAUCUUUGGUUUGUGCUAUAUUGGGAAAUGAACUUUAGGCCUGACACACACAAGAUCCUUUGGAAGGGCAGUCUGUUUAGCGGGAUAACUAAGUAAAUGUGCUCCUGAAAAUGAAAUGUGAUAUAGUGCUAUCAUUGCUCUUUCUAAUAACUAAUUUUUAAAAAAAUUAAACUGCAGAUUUACGUAAAGGAACAAAAUUGUAAUGUUUCUGCACGCAGUAUUCUAAGGCUGAAUGUUAAAAGUGCCUUCUGUCUUAAAAUCUUAAACCAAAUACUUUGUGUUGAACUUGGCAGACAGAAGUGUCCUUGCUUUAAAAAUGAACAAACAAAAUUCCCAGAAAACUUGCUGGCCAUAGAAAAGUAUUAAGAAACCUAUGUUAGUUUUUAGACUGAGAAGUGGUAGCAAUAUUGUUUAACUCAAUGCGAUAGGAGGUUGACGUGAUUGGGAAAGUAAAAUGCUUGUGUUUCGGACUCUGUGACACCAAAAUAUUCAGCUACUUUCUGUAAUUGGUGCUGUGCUGCUUUUUGCCCUUGUCAGCUUCUAAAUACGAAGAGUUCCAACUGCAUACCGAUUUAUUUAAAGAAUUAGUUUAACUAAUCUUAGGAUUUUUUCUUGCACAUGAAUGUCAAAAAGACACUUCUGUUGUACGGCUAAGUGGAUUAAAAACACUAAGUUGCUGAGGAUGAACUUGACUGUGAAACAUGCAGCAUUCAGUAGAGAAAAUAGAAUUUUUAGGUUGCAUUCAGAAAAUAGUAUUUAAAUUACUCCUGAAGUGAUUUUCUGGUUUGUAUCAAGGAUGUAGGUGAAAACUGCUUUUAUGUAUAGAGUUCUGUGGUAUAAGUAACAUCUGUUGCAUGUAACACUAAAUUACACGUCCCUCUUGUCUAAGAGUUUUAGACAAUUCAUUAAAUGCAUUUUGUAUUGACCAGAGUAUAGUUAAAGCUUGUCUUGAUGUUUAGUUCUGUCUCUCAAAUGCCUUGAACUUUGACGUGAGGGGAGUGAAUGGUGUUAAACUGGUCCCUCAGGGCUUCAUUCUGUUCUCUUAUAAGCCUUGAGACGAUAUCACUGUUUAAUAUGUUGUAUAGAUUUAUUUUGAUGCAUUCCUGUGAUCUACACUAAAGCAUCUUUUCAUCUGAGGAAGAGGUAAAUGUGCUGCCUGAAAUGGUUAGUCGCAGCGCUAAUAUCUCAGAACAAGCAGCAAUGGAGACAAGUUUAAUCAAUGAUUACUUGGUCUGAUUUCUGGUUGUAAUGCGCACUGAAAAAAAAAAGGAAAAAACAUCAACUGAAAGUAUAGGUGUUGACUAACUUCACUGUGUCUUGUGUUUGUCUGUGUGGGCAUAGUCUGUUAAUUCAGUUUGUUUAGUAAAAUUGUUCAGGGCCAGAUUUUCAGCAGUCAUGUCUGCGGUCCUUGUUUGUGUGCACGUAGGGAUCAAAUGGAAAAUCGCUUUGGUCUCUGGAAGAAUUUGCAGCUGUACUCUGUGCACAGCCUUGCAAAUCUGACCCUUACUUGUGAACUCCUUUGUCUUGUGUGCUUUUCUUGCAGUUACUUUUUACUGGAAGUGAUUUGCUAGAAAUGGCCCUAACUCUUCUACUUUCUCUCUUGUGCUUCAGAAAUGCAGUUGGCCUGAAUAAAGGGCAAAGUUAAUAUUAGCAGUAGAAAUUUGGACCUUUUUGCUUCCAGAUCUUUGACUCUUUCUUCAUUGCUACCAAUGAUAGAAACAGCAUAUUUCUUCCAGUAAAAUGGCUUGGGUUGCAAUUAGUAACGGGAUAGAAAUCAGACAAGUGCUUCAUGCAACUGUCCCCUGCCUCCCCUCAGCCAAAACAACUGUCAUUGCCUAUGUGUGAUUGAUAUGAAUUUGCCGUUUACGAAACUGAAGGGAAAUUCUGAGAAGUCCUGAGGAUACAGUAGAAUGGGUAAAUGCUAGCAAAUAACACUUGGCCUGGCAGAGGGACGAGGAGGCGGCAGUAUUGUUACACAGAUUCUGGUUGUGGUUUCAACCCUCCUGAGAAUGGAGCGGGGAAAAAAAUCUUAAGAUACAGUGCUUGUGAUUUUGGGCUGUUCCCCACCACCACUCCCUGCCUGGCUCUCCGAAGCCGUGCAGGGAGGGGCCAUUUGAAAGGCAGAAGAAUCUCAUCCCAAAACCUGUUUAGGAAGUAAACAUUCCUGAAAUCCUCUUACUGUAAGGUACUUGUUACUCUUAAAGCCAAUGAAGCAUUCAAGUCUUGUUUAGAAAGUGAAUAUUCUUGGAAGCUUCUUACUGUAAAGUGUUUGCAACGCUAAGGACAGCCAAGGAAACAUUCCCUACCACCUUUGAUUUCGAAAGUGACAGCAAAUCUCUCUUAUCAGGAGAUUUCUGCAUACUGUAAAACACACUCGUUGUCUUCUGUACAGUCGCUUGAUCAAAAAUAUUGACGAGGUGCUUUGGGCAGCACUUGGGUCUCCUAAUUUUUAUUGGCUAAAGUUAAGGAGAGUUCUAGUAACUUUGGUUCUGCCAACGUUGUUUCAAGAUGAUCUAGAGAAAACUGGUCCAGAAAAGAUGAAGUAUUCUGUUACCAUACAACUGUAUUAAGCAUGGCCUAAAUAUUAGGUGUUUGUUCUGUACUGUAUGUUCCAUCAACUAUUAUCACUAGUGCUUUAAACUCCAAAUUAAACACCCAUUUAAACGGAGUCACUGGGCAGAUGUUCCUUUUAUCAAUAUAGGUUGAGAGAUUCUCUAUCGGAGGUUUAGGAUACGAUUUUGCUAACAGGUAAAACAAUGUAAAUAUGUACGAAUUCUAUUUGUUGCACAUAACUUUUUGGUAUAAAAAAUAAAUGUAGAAAUUACCUGUG